Aspergillus glaucus CBS 516.65 is the source of this 555-nucleotide messenger RNA. RefSeq lists its product as uncharacterized. The coding region runs from base 166 to 498 and encodes 110 amino acids. NCBI's taxonomy places the organism in Eukaryota, Fungi, Ascomycota, Eurotiomycetes, Eurotiales, Aspergillaceae. The record is from RefSeq and is a predicted model, not a curated record. The transcript has a single exon.
AGGGUAUAAAGCCUGUCGACUACUAUAGCGGCAUGAUGUAGGAUGGCUACAAGGAUAUGUGUAAGAAUUGUUGUGAAUCGGAAUCCUUCAGUCCGUGCCCGCCGUUGAACGCUCGUUUAUUGCACGGAGAAGAGAUAAUGUGCGGAGAAUGGAGAUGGAGAUAGGAUGGAGAUGGAGAUGGGAUGGAGAUGCGGAAACAGCCCGUGUCGUGUCAGUAACUCGUUUGGUUUCAACCCACUGUCGAGUAAGUGUCGAUACUCCGGACUCUGUAAGAGUACUGUAAGAGCAGUCAGUACCGGACGAAGCCGGACACUUGCCGCUUUCGGAACCCCCCUCGGCCAACAAUUCAAGCCGAAAAGACCCCGAAUGAGAAGCCGAUCCACUCCGAACGCAAACACGGAAUGCGCGCGAGCCCCGAUUCGUUCUGGCGGUGUGGGUUUUUCUCCACGCCCCGAUACAAGCACGGCCAAGAUUUUACAAGAUUUUUACAAGCCUUGAGAAGGAUUGGGCGAAGGAUGUCUUGGCCGUGCCUGUGCUGUGCCUGUGCUGCUAAUG